AUGCCCGACGAGCAUCGUAUAGAUCGGCGCGAUGGUGUUGAGGGUCCAAUGAUCGAGGAGGAUGCCAUAUCCGACACCAGCACCGCUGGGGAAUCUCGGGAGGAAGUGAGAUUCGGCGUGGUCAAUAGUCGCGAUGUUGAAGCAGGACUUAAUCUGCCAGAGUUGAAGACCGAGAAGUCUGCACGAUCGCUGAAGGAUCCCCACCUAGUCACUUGGGAGGGUUCCGAGGACCCGGAGAAUCCGAAGAAUUGGACGUAUAGGAAGAAAUGGGCGGCAACUCUGAUUGUAUCGUCGUUUACGUUUAUUUCACCAGUGUCAUCGUCUAUGGUGGCGCCGGCACUCGAUAAAAUCGGCCAGGACCUGGGAAUCACCCAGGAUCUCGAGAAAUCAUUGACCCUGUCUAUCUUCAUCCUCGCAUACGCUAUCGGGCCGUUGUUUCUGGGCCCUUUGUCAGAGAUAUACGGUCGAGUCAUCGUUUUGCAACUGUCCAAUCUGUUCUAUCUGGCCUGGAAUAUUGGAUGUGGCUUUGCUCAGACUCAAGGUCAACUCAUCGCAUUUCGGUUCCUGAGUGGCUUGGGUGGUAGCGCACCUUUGGCUUUAGGUGGAGGUGUAUUGAGUGAUUGCUGGCGUGCAGAAGAACGUGGCAAGUCCAUCAGCAUAUACUCUCUUGCGCCACUCCUGGGUCCUGCAGUUGGGCCGAUCGCCGGCGGAUUCAUUGCGAUGAAGACAACUUGGAGAUGGUGCUUUUGGGCGACCUCGAUCUUGGAUGCUGGUAUCCAAGUUCUCGGCUUCAUCUAUCUGCGAGAGACCUACGCGCCAAAACUGUUGAAUGACAAGGCAAAGAGGCUUCGGGACGAGACAGGCGAUCCCAGCUAUCAUACUGAGUGGGAUCGUCCCGAUAGAACACUGGGAAAGGUCCUCCGCACGAGCCUCGUCCGUCCAUUUCGUCUUCUUGGAACACAACCCAUCAUUCAGGCGGUGGCUCUGUAUAUGGCGUACCUCUACGGUCUCAUGUACCUUGUCCUGUCCACUUUCCCCACAGUCUGGGAAGGAAUCUACGGCGAAUCGGUCGGCGUGGGUGGUCUCAACUACAUCUCCCUAGGGGUUGGAUUUUUCUUGGGUACACAGAUCUGCGCUCCAAUCAACGACCGGAUUUACCGCAAGCUGAAGAAGCGAAACAACAACGUUGGGAGACCCGAAUUCCGUGUCCCCCUGAUGUUCCCGGGAGCUGCCCUUGUGCCGAUCGGUAUUUUUAUUUAUGGCUGGGGCGCAAGAGCAAGUGUACACUGGAUCGUUCCUAAUAUUGGAGCUGCGUUGUAUGCAGCAGGCACCAUUAUGGGCUUUCAAUGCACGCAGACCUACAUUGUGGAUGCAUACUCUCGGUUCGCGGCUUCAGCCGUCGCAUCUGCCGUGGUGCUGCGAAGUCUCGCAGGAUUUGGAUUUCCUCUUUUUGCCCCCUACAUGUACCAAGCCCUCGGAGUGGAUUGGGGAAACUCGCUGCUGGCGUUCCUUGGGAUAGGACUUGGUAUCCCGGCACCAAUCCUACUCUGGAAGUACGGCGAGACUCUGCGGAACAAGAGCACCUACGCAGCUGGGUGA
Fonsecaea nubica is the source of this 1599-nucleotide messenger RNA. RefSeq lists its product as hypothetical. Lineage: Eukaryota; Fungi; Ascomycota; Eurotiomycetes; Chaetothyriales; Herpotrichiellaceae. The transcript has 5 exons. The record is from RefSeq and is a predicted model, not a curated record. Gene Ontology annotation, molecular function: transmembrane transporter activity. Bases 1 to 1599 code for a protein of 532 amino acids. Gene Ontology annotation, biological process: transmembrane transport.